AUGGAUAGGAAUGUGCAAGUGCUAGAUGUCCGAACCGUAGAAUUGGAGGGAAAGAAAAUUAAAUUGCAAAUUUGGGACACUGCAGGCCAAGAACGGUUCCGCACAAUCACAACCGCCUAUUACCGUGGUGCGAUGGGCAUCAUGCUAACGUAUGAUGUUACGGACCGGGCGUCGUUCGACAAUCUAGCUAGCUGGGUGAAGAAUGUAGAGCAGCACGCAGCCGAAGAUGUUGACAAGGCACUGCUGGGCAACAAAACGGACAUGGAGGACAAACGACAGGUUACGAAAGAAGAAGGUGAGGCGAAGGGUGAGGAAUUGGGUAUGCCAUGGAUGGAAGUAAGCGCAAAGACUGGUUCAAAUGUGGACGAUGGUUUCCUAAUGUUGGCGAAGAUGGUUAAGAAGAGACUGAUAGAUAGCGCGAAGGCGAAUGCUGCUGGCCCGGCUGGAUCCGAAUCCGGCAAUAGUGUCAAACUGGCGAAGGGUGGAGAAGAGUCAGCGGCCGAAGGGAUCAAGAACAAGUGCUGUGCAUAAACUUUGCUUUGAUAGCGUCCCCUGGCGCAUGUGUGCGCACGAGGGAUCAAUGAGCUGCAGAGUUUGUCGCAGCUAUUGGUGGCCGAACCCGGACCUUCAUAACAUUUCUUUUCUCGUCGGCGUGACGGAGGGUGAACAAUCGCGGAUAGUGACUUUUCCAACAAAAUUAAUUCACACCAGUAUUAAAAACAGCAACCCUUCCUGCAAUCGUAUGCUGUACACAUCUCAACUGAGCACUGUAUAAUUCUAGCUUACGAGCACACACCUUCCUCGGUAUUCCGAGAAUAAUUCAUACCAUUGCUCAAUUCUGUAUAUCAUUAUUUACGCUACCUGGCAAUUCUAGAGAAAAC
This is a messenger RNA of Sphaeroforma arctica JP610, 881 nucleotides long. Its product is annotated as rab family protein. Gene Ontology annotation, biological process: protein secretion; protein localization to plasma membrane; regulation of exocytosis. Gene Ontology annotation, cellular component: plasma membrane; endosome. NCBI's taxonomy places the organism in Eukaryota, Ichthyosporea, Ichthyophonida. The record is from RefSeq and is a predicted model, not a curated record. The coding region runs from base 1 to 531 and encodes 176 amino acids. The transcript has 5 exons. Gene Ontology annotation, molecular function: GTP binding; GTPase activity.